UAGCCCAAAGUAUUUGUUAAUAAUCAAUUUGGCAUCAAUUCCUCGUAUGAUGUCAUUUGGUGAGGUCACAGUUAUUUACUUUUAUCUUAUUAAAAUAAUAUCGUAUAUUGUUUUAUAGUGGAAUAUAAUGAAUUUAUAAUUCGAAAUGCCAAAGAAUAAGAUGGUGACAAAGCCAUGUCCCAAGUGUAAACAGCAGGUUCCUGUUGCAUGUAAGGCCUGUCCCUGCGGUCAUGUGUUUUUUGUCGCCCGUCGUGCCGUCAGUAUUCAUAAAAUAGGUGCACGACGCGGUUCAGAUGAAGGUGGCGAAGGAGACAGAGAAAUAAAGAGAAGGAGAACAGAAAGGAUAAGAAGAGAAAGACCUAAUUAUUUUAAUGCAUUACAAAUAGAAAAUCAAUUAAAGUCGUUUCAGAGGAAAUCUCGUCAACGAACUGGAAACAGUACCAGUAGUAGCGCUAAUGAUUUGGAAGGCGAAGGCUCUAAUAGCGAAGAAGGAGGUACUGUUGCAUCAAAAAAGAGAGGAAGACCAAAAGGAUCCAAAGGAUUAGAUAAGGGAGAUAUUAAAUCUCAUAACAAUCUCUUACCAAUCUUAAUUCAAUAUGGCGAUUUCCAGUGUUAUGCACUGUUGCUCCUAAUGAAUUGUCUAUCAACUCGGCAAAUGCAUAUGCUGUAA
Messenger RNA from Centruroides sculpturatus (bark scorpion), 670 nucleotides. Its product is annotated as UPF0547 protein C16orf87 homolog. The transcript is spliced from 3 exons. The record is from RefSeq and is a predicted model, not a curated record. The coding region runs from base 146 to 670 and encodes 174 amino acids. Lineage: Eukaryota; Metazoa; Arthropoda; Arachnida; Scorpiones; Buthidae.